UUGUCUUGGAGUUAGCUCCCUUAGGCUCUAUGGCAACAGUCUUGAAAGGAAAAUACACAGUUGAUAAAAUGGUCCAACACAGGAUUGCUCUACAGGUAUCAGAGGGCUUGGCUUACCUCCACAAGAUGUUGAUUGUUUACCGAGACAUGAAGCCAGACAAUGUACUAAUCUACAGUCUUUCACUGUCAGAAGUGGUGAAUGCUAAGAUAUCGGACUAUGGGAUUUCUCGGUUUUCUACACCUGAUGGUCUGACAGCUCAGGAGGGGACACCUGCUUACAGGGCUCCAGAGGUCAUCAGGGGGGAGACCUACUCAUUUAAGGCUGAUGUCUUCUCCCUUGGUAUAACCUUGUAUGCUCUGGUGAGUGGAGGCCGCCACCCAUUUGAUGACUACGACUACAAAACAGAGAUGGACAGAGUCAUUGCUGAGGGACAUCUGGCCCCACCCAUAACACAGAAGGGGUGUCAGCCUUGGCCAGACAUGCAGACAAUAAUUACCAGCUGUAUGAAUCAAUCUCCAGACAAAAGACCAACAUCACACCAAGUUUGGGAGAGGCUAAAGGAUCCAGAAAUUUUAGGUUUAAGAGAGUCAUCCCAAUAUCUAAAGGCACAACUGUAGAGUGUUUCACAAUACAG
Messenger RNA from Saccostrea cuccullata (small rock oyster), 634 nucleotides. Its product is annotated as leucine-rich repeat serine/threonine-protein kinase 2-like. Lineage: Eukaryota; Metazoa; Mollusca; Bivalvia; Ostreida; Ostreidae. The record is from RefSeq and is a predicted model, not a curated record. Gene Ontology annotation, molecular function: protein kinase activity; ATP binding. Gene Ontology annotation, biological process: signal transduction; protein phosphorylation. Gene Ontology annotation, cellular component: cytoplasm. The coding region runs from base 30 to 617 and encodes 195 amino acids. The transcript has 6 exons.